Messenger RNA from Phragmites australis (common reed), 1769 nucleotides. RefSeq names its product amino acid transporter AVT6C-like. Lineage: Eukaryota; Viridiplantae; Streptophyta; Magnoliopsida; Poales; Poaceae. Bases 169 to 1554 code for a protein of 461 amino acids. The record is from RefSeq and is a predicted model, not a curated record. The transcript is spliced from 5 exons. Gene Ontology annotation, biological process: amino acid transmembrane transport. Gene Ontology annotation, molecular function: amino acid transmembrane transporter activity.
CACGACCACUCCUCUCCCUGACUCAGCUCUUAUCCCAAGCCUCGGCGCAGCUCCCCCGUCGCUUUCUCGCCACGUUUACACGCUCUCUCGAGCUGCCGAUUCCCCAACAUACACGCAUGCACGCCGAAUUGCCCCUCCAUCUGCGUGUCACUCCUCUCCCACUUACCCAUGGUGUCCAAGAACCCGCCGUCCUCCGUUUCUGCCGGCAGCGGCGGCCGCGGUGGCAGUGACAUGGGGUCAGCGGAGACGCCUCUGCUGCCGGAGCACGCGUGGGCCCCGGGCGGCGGCUCAGCGUCGGUGCUCGGCGCGGUGUUCAACGUGUCGACGAGCGUGGUGGGUGCCGGCAUCAUGUCGAUCCCGGCGGCCAUGCGGGUGCUCGGCGUGGCGCCAGCGGUGGCUCUGAUCGCCGGCGUCGCGGUCCUGGCCAACGCCUCCGUCGACUUCAUGCUCCGGUACACCCGCGACGCGCCGUCGUACUCGGCGCUGAUGGGCGACGCGUUCGGCCGCGCCGGGGCCGCGCUGCUCAACCUGUUCGUCGCCUUCAACGCGUUCGGGACCCUCACCGUCUACCUCAUCAUCAUCGGGGACGUGAUGUCCGGCGCGGCGAGCGGCGGAGAGGCGCACGCGGGGGUGCUGCAGGAGUGGUUCGGGCACCACUGGUGGACCAGCCGGGAGGUGGUGCUGAUGGCGGCCGCAGUGAUUCUCCUUCCACUCGUGCUCCGGAAGCGUGUCGAUUCACUGAGAUACACAUCGGCCAUCUCCAUCCUACUGGCGGUGGUGUUCGUGCUCAUUAGCCUGGGAAUCGCGGUGUACGCUCUCUUCACCGGCACCGCCACGAUGCCGCGGAUGCUCCCGGACUUCUCCACCCUCUCCUCCCCGUUCGAGCUCUUCACCGCUGUCCCCGUCAUCGUCGUCGCCUUCACAUUCCACUUCAACGUGCACCCGAUCCGCGCGGAGCUGAGCAAGACGUCAGACAUGGUGGCGGCCGUGCGCAUCUCCCUCGUGCUCUGCGCCGCCAUCUACGCGGCGGUCGGCUUCUUCGGCUACCUCCUCUUCGGGGACGCCACCAUGGCCGACGUGCUCGCCAACUUCGACCGCAGCUCCGGCGCGGGGGUCCCGCAGGCGCUCAACGACGCGGCGCGCCUCAGCUACGCGCUGCACCUCGUGCUCGUGUUCCCGCUCCUCCUCUUCUCGCUCCGGGUCAACGUCGAUGAGCUCCUCUUCCCUGGACGCCGGCCACUGGCCACCGACACGGGGCGGUUCGUGUCCCUAACGGCCGUUCUCAUGGCGGUGCUCUACGCGCUGGCCAUCGCCAUCCCCAGCAUCUGGACGCUCUUCGAGUACUCCGGAUCCACGUUCGCUGUCACCAUCUCGUUGAUCUUCCCUGCCGCCAUUGUCCUCAGGGAUGUUCAUGGAAUAGCAAAACGGAAGGACAAGGCAUUAGCGGCGACGAUGAUCAUUCUGGCUGUGAUCACGAGCAGCAUCGCCAUUGCCUCAAACAUCAUGAGCUCCACCAGCGACAAAGUCAGAGGGGGUCAUGUAGCUAGCAGAUAAAUCGUGCCGUCAUCGUAUACAGCCCAACACAGUGAAGAUUCCUGCGCGUGUAACAUUCCUCUCUUUGGUUUUGUUCUUAGAGAGAAUGAUGAGAUAUUGCUUCGGUUCAUGAGAUGCAAGCUUGGCCCAACAACCCCCGGCCAUUAUUGUGCUUGUACUGGUGAUACAUUACUGUGUACAAUAGUAAUAAUAAAUAUUGUUUGCAGUACUAAAAA